This is a messenger RNA of Annulohypoxylon truncatum, 699 nucleotides long. Its product is annotated as manganese and iron superoxide dismutase. Gene Ontology annotation, biological process: superoxide metabolic process. NCBI's taxonomy places the organism in Eukaryota, Fungi, Ascomycota, Sordariomycetes, Xylariales, Hypoxylaceae. The transcript has 2 exons. Gene Ontology annotation, molecular function: superoxide dismutase activity; metal ion binding. Gene Ontology annotation, cellular component: mitochondrion. The record is from RefSeq and is a predicted model, not a curated record. Bases 1 to 699 code for a protein of 232 amino acids.
AUGGCGACUACACUAUUCCGAACUGCCCCAGCUGCCAGAGCGGCUCUACGAGCUGGCUCUGUCAAACCCGGCGCAGCGGCUUUGGCCACUUCCUUCACUCGAGGCAAAGCUACGUUGCCAGACUUGUCUUACGACUAUGGCGCUCUCGAACCCUAUAUCUCCGGCAAAAUCAUGGAGCUCCACCACAAAGGCCACCACCAAGCUUAUGUCAAUGGUUUGAAUACCGCGCUAGAGACCAUCGAAGAAGCUAAGGCUAAGGGGGACUUCUCCCAAGCUGCCGCUGCCGCUCCCCUCCUUAACUUCAACGGCGGUGGACACAAGAACCAUACUUUGCUCUGGGAAAACCUAGCUCCUAACAGCAAGGGUGGUGGUGGUGAGCCAGAGGGUGCUCUUAAGUCUGCCAUUGACAAAGACUUCGGCUCCUUCGGUACUCUCCAGACGCAAAUCAACACUGCCCUAGCCGGCAUCCAGGGAAGCGGCUGGGCUUGGCUGGUCAAGGACAAGACUGCCGGAACCUUACAAGUUAUCACCAAGCCGAACCAGGACCCCGUCACCGGCAACUUCAUCCCACUGCUAGGCAUUGACGCCUGGGAGCAUGCUUACUACCUUCAAUACCAGAACCGCAAGGCCGAAUACUUCAAGGCGAUCUGGAAUGUCAUAAACUGGGGUACCGUAGCUCAGAGAUUGAGCCAGGCUUAA